CUGACAGCACGAUCACUGCCUUCCAUACAGUCUGAUGAGAGACUACAACCGCUGCUUAAUCAUCUCAGCCAUUCUUACAUUGGCCCAGAUUACAGCGUGCAAAAGAACACUGGAAAAAUUUCUCUAGAACAGAUAGAUGCUCUUUCUGUGAAGUCGUUCCCUCUUUGCAUGCGCCAGUUGCACAAAGCCCUACGUGAUAACCAUCACCUCCGUCAUGGAGGCCGUAUGCAGUAUGGACUGUUCUUAAAAGGCAUCGGCUUGACUCUGGAGCAGGCACUGGAAUUUUGGAAGAAAGAAUUUAUCAGAGGAAAAGUGGAUGCAGACAAGUUUGACAAAGGAUAUGCUUACAGCAUUCGCCACAGCUAUGGGAAAGAAGGAAAGAGAACUGAUUAUACCCCAUAUAGCUGCAUGAAGAUUAUCAUGUCCAAUCCACCAAGUCAAGGGGAUUAUCAUGGGUGCCCAUUCCGCCACAGUGAUCCUGACCUAUUGAAGCAGAAGCUGCAGUCAUACAAGAUUCCUCCCAGUGGAAUAACUCAGAUAUUGGAAUUGGUGAAGGGCAUGCAUUACCAGCUGGCCUGUCAGAAGUACUUUGAGUUGACGCAUGAGGUUGAUGACAUUGGGUUUUCUUUGAAUCAUCCUAAUCAGUAUUUUACAGAGAGUCAAAAGCUAUUAAGUGGUGGUAGAGAACUGAAGAAGGAACUAAGUAAUUCAGGAAACUCUCAACAAAAAAGUAAUAGUCAGGAAAGCAUGAAUUCAGAUUCUGCUCCCACCUCUUCAAAUACAACACCUGAUGCAGAACUGGAGGGACUGGAGGCAUACUUCACCGAAGACUAA
Phaethon lepturus (White-tailed tropicbird) is the source of this 834-nucleotide messenger RNA. RefSeq names its product DNA primase large subunit-like. Lineage: Eukaryota; Metazoa; Chordata; Aves; Phaethontiformes; Phaethontidae. Gene Ontology annotation, biological process: DNA replication, synthesis of primer. The annotation marks the transcript as partial. Gene Ontology annotation, cellular component: alpha DNA polymerase:primase complex. The record is from RefSeq and is a predicted model, not a curated record. The transcript is spliced from 7 exons.